CUCGAAACUGGGGUCGGCGAUAAUAAACCCAGCGUUACGGCCGCUACGUCGGUACAGUCGUCUGAUCUCUCGGAUUUCACAACAGAUACACUUCGAGUCCUGCCAUAAAUAGCUCACUUCGUUGGCGUCUCUGGAGAGAUGAACAACAACGGGAACAAGAGAGCUCCGACCACUGCCACUCAGCGAUUGAAGCAAGAUUACCUCAGAAUAAAGAAAGACCCUGUGCCUUAUAUCUGUGCUGAACCUCUCCCCUCCAAUAUUCUAGAAUGGCACUAUGUUGUCAGAGGUCCAGAGAAAACACCCUAUGAAGGAGGCUAUUACCAUGGAAAACUCAUCUUCCCACGGGAAUUUCCUUUUAAACCACCCAGUAUCUACAUGAUAACACCGAAUGGGAGAUUCAAGUGCAACACAAGAUUAUGCCUGUCCAUCACAGACUUCCACCCGGACACAUGGAACCCUGCCUGGUCUGUAUCCACCAUCCUCACAGGCCUGCUGAGCUUUAUGGUGGAGAAAGGCCCCACUCUUGGCAGUAUUGAGACCUCUGACUACACAAAAAGACAGCUGUCGGCCCAAAGUUUGGCCUUCAACCUAAAGGACAAGGUUUUCUGUGAGCUGUUUCCUGAUGUAGUCGAUGAGAUGAAGCAGAAACAGAAGGUCCAAGAGGAGUUGAGCGCACGCACUCAGCCCCUCCCGCUCCCUGAUGUUGUCCCUAAUGGUGACCCUCAACAUGCCCAUUAUGGCCUUCCUGCCCUAAAUGGAGGGCCUGUACCCUUGGGGGGUGCCAACCCUGCCCCUGGCCUCCAGCAGGCCAAUCGUAACCAUGGACUGCUUGGUGGGGCUCUGGCCAACCUAUUUGUGAUUGUAGGCUUUGCAGCAUUUGCCUAUACAGUCAAGUACGUACUGAGGAGCAUAGCCCAGGAGUGAGAGAAGCUGAUGAAUUAGGCAGGUGUUCACUAGCAGGGGAGCUACCUAAAUGGACUAGACAUUCUAAAAACACUACAUGGGGGAAGGACAAUUAGCCCCUGUUAAAACCCCUCCACCACCAACGCCACUACCACCAUGGACUUUGGAAAAUGGAAGUUCAAAGCCACCCACCCAGGAAUGAUUGGUGGGGAAGUGGACUGGAGUGGUUGUAGGGCUGGGGGAUUAGAGGGGGUUAUAAAACUGGUUGUGAUCCACUCUGCUUCAGUGGUUUAUCUCUAUAGCAGGUCACGCUUGGCUCAUGGGUUGUAGAAAUGGGAGUGUAUGGAUAGGCCUUGUUUGUUGGUACAGUCAUUUUGUCUUGGGCAAAAAGUUGAAAACUUUGUUAAUGUUGAUGCUGGAGCAUGGUGUUCUGUAUACAUCAUUCCACUCUGUGGCACCAUAUUGAACGUUAUCAAUGAAACCUUGUUUGGUUCAUUUCACAAGUUGGUGAAUGUCAAAAUGUGGGACUUUUGCCACAGAAAAUUAAAAUUCAGCAGGUGAAGCACACACUCUAGACUAUGAGAUGGCAGAAAGCAAUCAGCCACGGAUUUCACUUCGGGCGAAAGGCACCCGACGUAUUUCAAAGUACUGUUUUUGUGAACAACACUUACACAGUAGGAAUUGAGUACAAAGGUCUGGCUGGCAGACAGUCAAGUCUCCUUUUUUGUGACACAUUUCUCUUUCUGUCUGAACACUGUACAUUCAUAUCAAAACAAGGAAAGCCUGUCGUAGUUUGUCAACAGAAGGGAAGGGGGUUACCAAGAAGUUUAGUUUUGUAGUUUUAAUGAUAACUCCAUGUAUUGAGUUUUAUUCAGUUUUCCCAGAGCCUCUCGGCACCGUGAUCUUACUCCUCUGGCAAAUCCAGUUGUAACUCCUCACUUUAUAAAAGUCAGGCUAGGUUCAUGGAUCAACUUUGAGUUCAUCCUGGAAAAUGUGUAAUGGUUUGACAUGAUGAGACAUGUCGCACAUCAAAGGUGCCACUCGGGUAUUUUCCUUAGGCGUUAUUUCAAUGACUUUUCAGGUUUCCAUUCUACAAUCUUUAAUUACGUCCGUGUAAAGAGGUAAAUAAGUUUCACAUUAAAUUAUGCUGGAGAUGGGCAACUGUCAGUCUAUGAGCAGACAAAGCUCAAAUCUCAACAACAGCAUAUGUCUUAGAGGUGAAAAAUUCUUCCUUUGCCGGAAGUUAUGUGAAGUUGAGCUCUUCCAAAUUGAUCGAAUUUCCAAGUGCUUUCACGCUAAAACGAGCAUUUGUCACGGACAGAUGAACAAGGAAGUCUUGACUGCUGCUGGCAAAUGAUUUGUAGUUGAGCGAAUCACAGGGAACUGAGUUCUGUGCUUACUUGUGUGUGUGUGACCAAAUACUGAUGUGAGUUUACCUCUCAAGUCAACCCAUGAGCUAAGCAGUCAAUCUAGUCUGCUCAGAAGGAUUUAGACACCACCACCAUAUUAAAUUGGUUUAGCUGACCAGUAUAGCGAAACUAUAUCGGUCUAAAUAAAGAGAUACAAGAAGAGAAGCAACAUCUUUGUUUUUUUGUUUUUUUGGACAAGUUUUUGUUGAGUUCUCUUAUUUAUAAUUUAGCCUUGGCGAGUCCUUUUCAAAUGUGAUUGCUAAGCAGUGCGGUGACUAUAAUGCAGGUCAAACGCAAAGCCCAGAGUCCAUGCCCAUAAGGUCUCAUAAUUUACUGUUGUGCAUUGCUUUAAUAGAGACAAUUCUACUCUUUCUACUGUGUAUCCAUUGUCUCAGUAGAAAAACAGUCAAGCAGAGGACUUGCCUUUCUAUUGCUCUUCUUUUAUGGGCAGCAGCACAUGAAAUGACUGUAAACGAUGAGGGUUUUGUUUGUGUGAUUAUAAAGCAAAUGCCCAAAUUUUCAAGCUACCACUAUCCUGCGUGAUAUUGUAUGUUUUCAUAACAAAAUGCAAAUAAAUUACCCUGGCUGUCAGGACGUUUUCGAUAACGGGUAUCUUAAAUUCAAUAACAAAUAUUUAUUUUUAAUGACAAAUUUGUGUGGCGGCGUGCAGGGUUUCAUUGCUCUGAAGAGUUAUCAUUUACCUGUUGUGACUGUGAUGCCUAAUAGAGGAGAUUAAUUAAUGUGAGCCGCUACCUGACAAAACGAAAAUCCAGUGGUGCUUUGUUUACCCAGAGACUGAACCAGAAAAGCAAGAUUGCAAUCAAGCUCCAAGUUUCUCUGGAAAGCAAGUUCCCCAGAAUACCGCUUGAUUGCCAUUGGUUCACUGCUAUUAAUAUGCAGAUGACGCUUGCAGGAAAUCAGAUAGCUGGCAAGGUUUUCCUUAAAAAUGUGGCAGCAAAGCCAGCACUCACAAAGCAGAUGCCACGCUGAAACAUGCCUGCAUGAUCAAUACCUGGGCCCGUCACUUCCAGAACCUCUGGACUGCAGAGCCGUCCACUUCAAUUCUUUACACGGGGCUUAAAGGCUGUGGCUUUUUAGUGACAUCAUUCAUCGCCAUCUUCAUCUUCAUCAUUAUUGCCACCCUGUCACCAUGGUUUUGAAUGAAGAGCGAGAGUGUGCUGUGUGCUUCCAGGCAUACACGCGCCACGAGCGGAUCCCAAGGGUGCU
Molecule: messenger RNA, 3539 nt
Organism: Lampris incognitus (smalleye Pacific opah)
Lineage: Eukaryota; Metazoa; Chordata; Actinopteri; Lampriformes; Lampridae
Gene: ube2j2
Product: ubiquitin-conjugating enzyme E2, J2 (UBC6 homolog, yeast)
Exons: 8
Coding region: 139-924 (261 amino acids)
Source: RefSeq, a predicted model, not a curated record